CUACCCCGACGGAAAGGAGUUAAGGGUGGUCAGAUGAUAGCGAGCUGCGACUGGUGGUGGAAGGAGACGCGACUACUCCUCUUCGGGACUUUGUGUAGAGCCGCUAGACUCGUGCAGUAGACGAUAAACAAACGCAAAACUUCAACUUAACGCUGUUUAUUUCCUUUUAUCGUAGAUUUUAGUUCGAGUUUACCAGAAGCACGUAAAACUUUUUAAAUGCAACGCUGUUUGAUUUAUGAGAAAACGAUGGCAGCCGAGACGAGGAACGGCGGGAGUUCACUGAACAACAACAACUGCAAGGACCACAGCAGGAGGAAGCUGCUGGUCGGAGUGGACCUGUUCUGCUUGUUUUUAGUUUUGCUCGUUGCUGUGUUUUUGCACAAAUCCCCAUUCCCACCGUACCAGAGAGGAUUCUUCUGCAGCGACGACAGCAUAAAACUGCACUACAAGAAAAGCACGGUGUCCACCACGGUGCUCAUAGCAGUGGGCUUCUCUGUGCCCGUGGUCUCAAUCAUAAUUGGAGAGAGCUACAGGAUCUACUUUCUGAACGAGGGAUCCAAGUCCUUUGUGGGGAACCCCUACAUUUCCGCUCUCUACAAGCAAGUUGGAGUGUUCAUAUUUGGCUGUGCCAUCAGCCAGUCCUUCACUGACAUUGCCAAAGUGUCAGUGGGCCGCAUGCGCCCCCACUUCCUCGAUGUGUGCAAACCAGACUUCUCCACUAUCAACUGCUCUCUGGGCUAUAUCACUGAGUAUCACUGCCAGGGGCAAGAGAGCAAAGUUCAAGAGGCCAGGAAGUCCUUCUUCUCUGGACAUGCAUCAUUCUCCAUGUACACCAUGCUUUAUCUGGUGUUUUAUCUGCAAUCUCGUUUCACCUGGCAUGGAGCCCGCCUGCUGCGCCCUUUGACCCAGUUCACCCUCAUCAUGAUGUCCUUCUACACUGGCUUGUCCCGCGUCUCCGAUCACAAGCACCACCCCACUGAUGUCUUGGCUGGAUUUGUUCAGGGAGCCCUGGUGGCCUACUGCAUAGUAUUCUUUGUGUCAGAUUUGUUCAAGCCUAAAGGAAGACGUUCUACAUUGUCUCCAACCCCAGUGAAGAAAGAUCUGGUACCUGUGGUAGACAUCAGAGAGCGGAGCAACCCUCUCAUCAUGGCAUAGAGAAGGCUGCCUACCGACUGUGUAUAUAACCCUGACCUGUGCCUUUUUUUAAGUGACACUGCCACUACUACCACUAGUCAGUAUUGGAUGAAAUGGACUCCAGCGCUCUGAAAAAUACAGACGAUAAUGGAAUAUCUCAGUGGAUGACAAGAAGCUGCGGAAAAACAGUGAAGCAAGUUACGCUGUCUCAGUGGGAAAAUUUCAUCUUUUCCUUCAGUCUCACAAGACAUUUUAAUGUGGAAAAAAAAGGAGACUACCUUCUUUUUCUAAUGCAAGGGAUAUUGGUCCCUCGUCUUCUGUUAUGAAGAUCAUUGGAGAUUCUCCACUGUUAAAAACUUAGAAAUGGCAGCUGCUCUCACCCCUCGGCUGCAUCCAGCGUGAGGGUUACGCUCAUAUACCUGCCACAAACUCACUGUGUGACUAACAGAUCACGACAAGAAAACAAAUUCCUCAAUGUCAGGAAGGAUGGUAGUUUGGUUUUAUUACGAGCAUUGUACGUGUGAUUAAUAGCACUAUUUUAGCUAAACUUUUAACUGUUUGUCACCACUUGAAUGACCUGAAGUGAAGCUUUUGAAAAGCUUUGUAAGCCUUUGUAAACUGUAAUUAUGUGCAUAAUGUAAUAUUCCUUAGAAGGGGUUCCUAAGUUAGCUGGGACGUACAGUGAAGGUGUGUGUUUUGGAUGAGGGCCUCUUUCUGCUGGCUAGGACGAGCCCCCACUGAGCCAUUUAAUGAAAUGACUGUCUGUUAUAUGUACCAGACGGGUGCUCACAAGUGUUAGGUCAGAGUGUGUGUGUGAGUGUGUGUGGGGGAGAGAGAGAGUGUGUGUGUGUGGGGUGUGUUUUUGGUUGUAUGCUCAUGUGUUUUUUUUCCUGUGUGUGUGUGUUUGGUUGAGGCCUUUCUGUGAGCUUGCCAGUGAGUCUUAAUGUCAAGGUUAUAUAUUUCAGAGUUUAUAGCCUACAAAUGUGCCUCUCUGCGGCCAGUGAGCAGGCACCUGUUCCAACAGAGACAUGUCACCGGAGACGUGGAAAAAGAGCAUCAUGUCCAGUAUGUGUCCUGAUCAUACUCACGGUCCACAUCCUCACUUUGGAUGCUAUGCAGGCACAUUUAAACGAAGACCUCCUAGAGCAGUCACCUACCGUAGCCUGUCAGCUCCGAGGCACAAUUUAGCGAAAGUGUGAAAAAUAUUGUGGCACAUUGUUAAUGCUUAAUAUCACAAUAGAGCCGGCGAUGAGGCUCUGCAUUAGAAAACACAAACAAGUUAUGAUGAUGCUAAUACGUUUGCAUGAUUUCAAUGUGAUUAACUCUUUAGCAAAAAAUUAUAAUGAUGAAACCACUCACUGAGCAUUAUCCUCAGUUUUAAACGACGCUGAGUUUAUUCUCCAUACGUUUAUUGAAAGCAUACCAUAUACAACAUCAGAAAGUUGUAGGUGCUACCAUACAUUGUACAGUGUUGUACCAUGUGUAUAUAUAUAUAUAUACAGUAUAUAUACAGGAUAUGUUUUGGAGAAAUGUCCACUAUGACUUUUUUGUCGAGACCUGUGUAAAUGUAAAACAUGCUGCUCGAAGAGGCAAAGCUUCGCAAAUGCCAUCCAGUAAAGUUGACAACUUGUGAAUAUAUGUUUUUUGAAAAAAAAAAAAAAACAAAGCUCUCAACGCAGAUUUAAUACAUUUUUAUGUGUACAAACGAAAUCCCUUUCAGUAUUUUUGUAACGUGGUGAAACUUUGUACAAUGAAAUCUGUAAGACGUAUCAAAGAUAAAAAUGUCUUUAAUAAAACAAACAAAAAAAAAAAGAUCAAGAGCAUGUUGAUAUUGUGAUGUUUAUUUAAUCUUCUGUGCCACACUUGAGAGAAUAAAAAUGUCAGCCUCUUGUUCUA
Messenger RNA from Mugil cephalus (flathead mullet), 3030 nucleotides. RefSeq names its product phospholipid phosphatase 3-like. Bases 217 to 1155 code for a protein of 312 amino acids. The transcript is spliced from 6 exons. The record is from RefSeq and is a predicted model, not a curated record. Gene Ontology annotation, molecular function: phosphatidate phosphatase activity. Gene Ontology annotation, biological process: canonical Wnt signaling pathway; phospholipid dephosphorylation; phospholipid metabolic process. NCBI's taxonomy places the organism in Eukaryota, Metazoa, Chordata, Actinopteri, Mugiliformes, Mugilidae.